Messenger RNA from Entelurus aequoreus (snake pipefish), 2399 nucleotides. RefSeq lists its product as uncharacterized. Lineage: Eukaryota; Metazoa; Chordata; Actinopteri; Syngnathiformes; Syngnathidae. The record is from RefSeq and is a predicted model, not a curated record. Gene Ontology annotation, biological process: actin filament bundle assembly; plasma membrane organization; positive regulation of actin filament polymerization. The transcript has 15 exons. Gene Ontology annotation, molecular function: cytoskeletal adaptor activity; protein binding. Gene Ontology annotation, cellular component: cytosol; nucleoplasm. The coding region runs from base 283 to 2274 and encodes 663 amino acids.
UUUAACCAUUUUUUAAAAAUUGAACAACAAACAUGUAUCCACAAUUUUUAACGAGUACAAUAUACACUGGAAUUGCCAUUUGUCGUUUUCGUGUUUCUAUUUCAUGUUUUCCAGAUUCGUAGAAUUUUAUUUCCGGCCAAUGUACCAGUUAGCCACAUUAGCCGAGUUAGCAUGGGCUGAAGUUAACCAAAGGUGUCUUAUAAGGGCUAAACUUACAGCUUCUUUGGGCGAGAAACAACUCAGCUCGGCUGUUUUAAUGUCGGUCGCCGCGUUGAACGUCAAAUGUCGCCGGCGACAUUAUUUCACUGCAUGAGACUUUCAUAUCGUGUAAAUAUUAGCACCCCCCACAGAAGAGGAGGACGCAGCAUCACCAACAAGAAGAGCCAUAGAGUUACGAGAAAUAGAAGCACAAUGUCACGAACGGAUGAGGUCAACAAGAUGACGGAGAAUGUCUACAAGGGCAUUCUGGACCAGUUCAACCCCAGCUUGAAGAAUUUUGUCACCAUGGGGAAACACUAUGAGAAAGCCCUCACAGGCGUGACGCUGGCCGCCAAGGGCUACUUCGACGCCCUGGUCAAGCUGGGUGAGCUGGCCAGCGACAGCCAAGGCUCCAAGGAGCUGGGAGACACCUUGUUCCAGAUGGCCGAGGUCCACCGACAGAUCCAGGUGCAGCUGGAAGACGUGCUCAAGUUGUUUCAUUCGGAGCUGCUGGCCCAGCUGGAGCAGAAGCUGGAACUGGACAUCAAGUACCUGACAGCCACGUUGAAGAAGUACCAGACCGAGCGACGGUCCAAGUCCGAGUCCAUCGAGCGCUGCCAGGCCCAGCUGAAGAAGCUGCGCAGGAAGAGUUUGGGCAGCCGACACCCCAACAAAUACGGAGACCGAGAGAUGCAGUUUGUGGAGCUGAUGAGUCGGCGCCAGGUGGAGCUGGACACGCUGGUUGCUACGGGUUACAGGUCGGCGCUAACUGAGGAGCGCAGGCGAUACUGCUUCCUGGUGGAGCGCCAGUGUUGUGUUAGCAAGCUGCUCAUCAACUACCACUGCAAGGUGAGAGAGCUCCUGGCGCAGAAACUGUCGUCGUGGCAACAGUCGUGCACGCAGCCAACCAAACUCCCGGAGCGCGCUCUCAAUCUGAUGCGUCACACGGCGCCACAAAGCUCCGGAGCGGCCGGCAUGGCCGAGGUCCUUCGCCACGCCAAGCUGCUCUGCAGCCAACCAGAGCAGGUUCUGCAGAGGUCGUCAGUUCAGGAAGUGCCACCGCUGUUAAACGGAGGUCGCUCGCAGCCGCAGCAGCGCUCACUUCCUUCCUCGUCCUCCCAGAGCGACUCCUGUGCUCCGGACUCCCCGCCCACCUCGCAGGACUUCUCCAGGGGAGGAUCUCCACAGCACAGCAGCUCCCCUCCGGGUGUGUCCACCUGGGCGGCCCCGGUCGACACCACCACCUCCCAGGCCGACACCACCACCUCCCUCCUCAUGGCCGCCAACACCAUCAACCUGUCGCCCAGCCUCAUCCCCUCCACCGUCAUGUCCGUCAAGCAGGUGUCGCCGUCCGGGGGCGUGACCCUCGCCAUCCCGCACAGCCCGCCGCUGCCCCACAGCGCCCCCCUCUCCAGGGCCGUCACACCUGUGCACCAGGGGGCGGGGCCGGCAGGUAACAGCACGCCGCCUUGGCUGAUGAAGGCCGCCGACAUGUGCGGCACGUCCACGCUUCCUCUACCCAGGAGGCCCGGCGGCGAAGUGAGGCCGGCUGGCUUUCCGGGCUCCAGGAUGCUACCUCAGUCGGGGCCAACGCGAGUGGCGGCCAUGUUUGCUCACUCCCCCGCAGCGUCGGAGGGAGGAGGCGGGGCUUCCCUGCUGCACUUCCUGCCCGGGGACAGCGUCAUGCUGCUCAUCUCAGAGCCCAGAGACGGGUGGCACUACGGGCAGAACGAGCGCACGGGCCGAAAAGGCUGGUUCCCUUUCUCCUACACUCAACACGCUGGGACGGACCACCUGGACAGAGACCACUUCCUGUCCAAGGCCAACAGCACCAGCAUGAGUGGGCUGGACCAGUUGGUGACUCCGCCCCUCACUGCCGAGUCAGACGAGGAGCACCGCCUUCCUCCACCCAGGGUCAGCACCUUCCGGCCUCGCCCUUACAGCAUGGCCGACAGCCAGCAGAUCACUGCCCAGUUGGCCUCACCACCACCCUCUCCCACCAGAGUGAACCCUUUUGCUCACGUUCGCCUCAGAAAGACUGUGACCAACGACCGCUCAGCCCCCAUCAUGGAGUGAUGGCUGCUUAUAUCGCAUGGAGUCACAGCACCACUCUUCUACCAUGGCUGCUUAUAUCGCAUGGAGUCACAGCACCACUCUUCUACCAUGGCUGCUUAUAUCGCAUGGAGUCACAGCACCACUCU